GAAGCAACUAUGAUCAGCCAUAUGAAUCUGUUUGGAGGGGUCUAUGAUUCUUACUCCACCAUAGCAGAUUCUGUGUUACAUGUGCAGCUACUUCAGUCUGUUCUUCCAUGCCUGCCAAACUGUCCCCAGAGAGUGGAGCCCUUGCUUAAAAUGCCGAGACCGAUGGGUUGGUGGAAGCACAUGGAUGCUAAACCUGAUUCAAAUUUAUGAGGAUUGUUGUCCUGUUGCUAACUACAAACUGUUCAAUCCGUCCGUCCCUCCAAAAAAAUAAAAUCCACGUGCCAUUCACAGAUAUGAGCAGCGAGAACGAAGAAGCUCUCUAUUUGGCUCGCUCAACCUUUCUUACCAGCUAUUGGCUUUUAAUUAAAACUAUAAAGGUCUCUGUUAUCCAACGGAAAUUACAACACUUUCUUGUAUAUAUAACACCGCUGUCUUUUUGGCCUUUGUACUGAAGCCUCUAGAUCCCAACAAGUAAAACAGAGGCUAAACAGUAAUAGCAAAAUGUUCUUCUUUGAGCGGCUAGGGAAACUUUGAUAAACAAAGGAGGAUGAGGUUCAUAGACUAGAGGAGAGUUGAAGGUUAGGAAGAGAAACAAGAGGGGAAGAGAGAAAAUGGGUGCGCAAAGUAACACUACUCCGAAAGCUUCACCUAGAGUUUCGACGAGGAAAAGAUCAACAACCCUUCAACACCUCUUUGAUCUUGAUUCCAAUGGCAACAAGAUUGCCAACAGCAAUGUUGGGAGCUCAUCAUCAUCUUCAUCAUCUUCUUUCAACUCAGAGCACGAAGAAGCUCUUUCUGCAGUGUCAUACUGCACUUUCGUUUUCGCCUUCACUGAAAAUGAAUGUCCUACACAACAGGAACUCAAGAGGCAAAAACUCUUGCAGCUCCUUUCCUUUGUGAAGACCAAUAAAAAUUCAAUUCCUGUGCAAGUUCUGUCGUCUCUCAUUUCCAUGAUAUCAGCCAACUUGUUCAGGUCUCUCCCUCCUCCUUCCAAUCCCUCCAUCACUGCAGACUUUCCGGAUGAUGAAGACACCAUGUCAGCUUAUUCUCCGGUAUGGUCACAUCUUCAGUUGGUUUAUGACAUCCUCAUACGACUAGUGAUCAACAACGACCCCAAGGUACUUCGUCAGUACAUUGAUAACAAAUUUGUUAUCAAUCUCCUUGCUCUCUUCCAAUCCGAAGACCCUAGGGAACGCGACAGUUUGAAGAAUGUCUACCACCGGAUAUAUUCCAGAUUCACAUUCUAUCGCGCCUUCAUGAGGAAAUCCAUGAAUGAUGUGUUCUUGCACUAUGUGUUUGAGUCAGAGAGGCAUUGUGGGAUUAGAGAGUUGCUGGAGAUAUGGGGAAGCAUCAUUAAUGGCUUCACCAUGCCGCUUAAGGAAGAGCACAAGCUAUUCUUGAUGAGGGUACUUGUUCCUUUUCACAAGACAAAAGGAAUGCAGGCUUAUCAUAGGCAAUUGGCUUAUUGUGUGUCUCAGUUUGUUCAGAAGGAGCCGGUGCUCGGUGGGGUUGUUGUUAGAGGGAUUCUGAAGUAUUGGCCCGUGACUAAUUGCCAGAAGGAGGUUUUGCUGAUUGGGGAGCUUGAGGAACUCGUCGAGAAUAUUGAUCCUGAUCAGUAUAGGAAGCUAGCUGUGCCUUUAUGUAAUCAGAUUACAAGAUGCUUGAACAGUUGGAACUCACAGGUAGCGGAGCGAGCCCUUUAUGUUUGGAACAAUGAGCAUUUUGUGAAGAUGAUAUCAGUGGCAGUGGAGGAAGUGUUUCCAGUAGUAGUUGAAGGCAUGGAGAAGAACUUGAAGUGGCAUUGGAGCAAAAGCGUGCGACAAUUGACAGAAAACGUGAAAGUGAUGCUCGAAGAAAUGGACCCCAUUUUGUACUCGAAAUGCCUCCAGGAAAUCGAGCUCAGAGGAUCCAAGGCUCACCAAGCUGAGAUCAACAGGAAGAAGAAUUGGGACAGAAUAGAAAUGGCAGCAGCUCAGCACCAGUAUUUCCAACCACCACAUUUCAUAUGUGUCUAAUUAUCACUAAAACAAACGUCAAUGUACACCAGUCUGUGCUGGCAUUUGGUUUUGGUU
Molecule: messenger RNA, 2072 nt
Organism: Rosa chinensis
Lineage: Eukaryota; Viridiplantae; Streptophyta; Magnoliopsida; Rosales; Rosaceae
Product: serine/threonine protein phosphatase 2A 57 kDa regulatory subunit B' beta isoform
Exons: 2
Coding region: 612-2015 (467 amino acids)
Biological process (GO): signal transduction
Cellular component (GO): protein phosphatase type 2A complex
Molecular function (GO): protein phosphatase regulator activity
Source: RefSeq, a predicted model, not a curated record